Molecule: messenger RNA, 5979 nt
Organism: Haliotis rubra (blacklip abalone)
Lineage: Eukaryota; Metazoa; Mollusca; Gastropoda; Lepetellida; Haliotidae
Product: STE20-like serine/threonine-protein kinase
Exons: 18
Coding region: 116-3061 (981 amino acids)
Molecular function (GO): protein serine/threonine kinase activity
Source: RefSeq, a predicted model, not a curated record
GUAUCACUGCUAUCGAGUUUGCGCAGAUCGAGCCCCCAAACCAUGAGAUGCAUCCGAUGAGGGUCCUCAUCAAGAUACAGAAGUCCGACCCACCUCGGCUAGAAAAGCCGGGCAGAUGGUCGAGAGUUUUAAUGAUUUUGUUGGGAGAUGUCUUCAGAAAUCACCAGGUCAGAGGCCCAUCGCUGCAGACCUCUAUAAUCACCCCUUUAUAAGGAACUACACGGACAAGAAGCCUAUUUUGGACCUCAUCCUUGAGGCCAAGGCUGAUGUUAUUGAGACUGUCACAGAUCUAUCAGAAGAGGAAGAUAUCAAGGAAAUCAAGUUAAACUUAUCCAAAGAUGAGGGUGCUGUUGAGGACAUAUUGGAGGAGGAAGCCCAGGACAAAGCUUUGAUUAUGCAGAGGCAUAUGAGCGAUGACUCACAGUCCAUCGACCUGGACAACAUCUCCAGCUACAGUGGAGAAACCGACAAGCAUGAUGACAAGGAUCGGGAUAAGAGUGUUGAAAAAGAAACCGCGAAAGCCAAAACACCAACUCCAGACAGAAAACCAUCUCCCCAGAAACAGAAAACACCGUCACCUGUUAAAGAAAAAUUACCAUCACCUGCUAAAGAAAAGUCUCCAUCCCCAGUUAAGGAGAAAUCACCAGUACCAGAUCACAAACAGGUUUCUGAAGAUGAGAACAAGAAAGCUCCAUCCCCCAAGAAGUCUCCUGCUCCACCCCCACCAGCUGUGGUGGAGAGCCCUGAGGAGAAGCGGGAAACAUCCCCAGUCCCGGCAGUUAAAGAACCAACACCACCAGUGGUUCCAGCUGAAGUUCCAGUGGAGGCAGCAGCUGAAGCUGUCAAGACGCACGAGAAAGAGGAGAAUGAUCGGUCAUCAGACGAGGGCAUUGGUCCAAGUGGAGACGAGAGAUCAGAGGGCAGCCAGACGGAGAGCCCUGCAAAGACGCAGGAAGUUGUGGAAAAAGAAGCUGAAGACACCACAACCGUUAUAGUCGCAUAUGACAUCGCUGACGACAUCAUUGAUGACGUCAUCAAGUCGACCCGAGUUCAACCAUCAGUGCCGAGUGUUGUGUUUGAUACAAUACAAGACAUGACCGAGGCCCAGAUUGAGGAGGAACAAGCUGAAGCUGCCUCUAUAGACGUGAACACCACCUCCAUCACCUCCGACACCACUGUGACCUCUUCCACCUCCGACACCACCAUCACCUCCGACACAAAACCUCCCACAGAGGAGAAGGUUGAACCUGCUCCUGCUGCAGUUGAAGAGGUGAAGGUCAAUGUGCCCAGUAGUGAUGUAAAAGUGGAUGAAAAUGUUAAAGAUGUUAUAACUAUAAACGGACAGCCUGUGCCUGAAACUGGUGCUAUUGUUAUCAAUGGACAUGCAACAGUGGUGAAGGACACUGUCGUGACUGGCGUAGGGAAGAAUGAAGUGACAAUAGAUGAGAAGAGACAGAGUGUGAUUCCAGAAACAGAUCUUGACACGUUUGUGACAAAGAUGACCAGUGAUGACCGGUCGCCAGUAGACGGCAGGAAUGUAGGUUACUCUAACCCAGAUGAUGACCUUUCUGACAAGCGGUCAGAGACUGGUAGCGCCACCACAGAUGGCAGCCUGGAAAGGGAGGAAUCCAAGAAAGCAGACAACAAUAUACAGCGCAGGAAGAAGAUACGUGAGAGAAAUGAAAGCAAGAGCCAUUAUCGUACAAUGACCAAGACAAGGACGUACAUGAAGGAUGGCAAGUUCGUCACAACAACAACUUCUAAAGUAGUGGCAGCGGGCGAAGAAAAUCGAGUGAAGGAGGAGCACAACCUCAGGAAGCAGGACCUGCGUGAGCUGAAGCUGCUUCAGAAGCAGGAGAACAAGCAGUACCAGGACCUCAUGUACAAGGCCCAUGUCGCCAGAGAUGCUCAGGAGAAGAAGUUUGAGGCUGACAUGCAAAAUCUGGUCAAAAACUUUGACCAGGACAUGGAAACGCUGACCAAACAGCAGAAGCAGCAAGUGGAGAAGGCAGAGCUGGCCCAGUCCAAUGACAUGAAGAAUGCUGCCCGCAAGAUCAAGACCGAACAGGAGAAAGAGGUGAAGAUAUUCAAGGAACAACAGAAGCAAGAGCUGAAGCUGCUCAAGCAGGAGAUGGACCUCCUGCCCCGAGAUGGCAGGAAGGAAGCUGUGCACAAACGCAAGGAAGCCAAGGAAAUAGAACUUACAGACAAGGAGCGGUUGUUCUUGGAGAACCAACAGGAGAGGAUGGAGAAGCACAUGAAACAGUUGGGAGACCAACACAGACAGAAGAUAGCUCUCUUGGAGAGCCAGUUCCUUCAGCAGAAGCAGCAGCUACUCAGAGCUCGAGAGGCGGCCAUCUGGGAGAUGGAAAAGGAGCAGCUCCACGAGAAGCACCAGCUGGCCAAGGGUCAACUGAAGGAGAUGUUCUUCCUGAAGCGGCAUCAAAUGCUCACCAGGCAUCAGAAGGAAAUUGACCAGAUGAAACGCUACAACUCAGCGAAGGAAGAGGAAAUGAAGGAGCGCCAUGCUCUGGAGAGGCGCCGCCUACCCAAAAUCCUCAAGAAUGAGGCAAAGACAAGAGCACAGAUGUUUAAACAGAGCCUCAGGCUUAGCACAAUAUCUACACCUGAUGAUGACAAGAUGAAGAUUAAACAGUUUGAGGAGAAUGAGAAGAAGAGAAUGAAGGCCGAACAACAAAGGCAGGAGUCGAAGCACAAGAAGCAGUGGGAUGACCUUGUGUUCCGCAAUGAGACUGCCCUCAAGGAACUGGAGCAGCUACAGGCUGAGAAGAGGAAGAUGUUGAUGGAGCAGGAGACAUUGAAGAUCAAGGAGGUGGAAAAACAGUAUGAGUUAGAGCUCAAAGAAUGGAAAGCACUGCUCGUACCAAGAAAACAGAAACUUGAGGAAGAGUUUUCCAGACAGCGAGAUGAACAGGAAAAGUUUUAUGGUGCAUACGUAACAGGAGAUGUAGAUGGCCAUCCGCCAUAUUCACGCUCCUCACAGGGUAGUGUUCGCAGCCGAGAGGACACAAUGCGAUCAAGACACUCCACAGUGAUAUAGUUCCGACCAUAGGGACAUUGGUCACACUUACUUACAUUCUGUGAUGGGACAGCAUAUACCGGCAGCACAGCCACAUCGGGGGGGGAUUCAAGGGAGGUCACUCUGCAGGGCCUUCUGUUCUACAGAUUGUUUAGCUGAAAUAUUUCCUGUUGGAUUAGCUGAGUUUGUACUUACCUUGUGAUGUGACAGUGCUGAAGUGACUAUACAGUGCGUGGAGUUGCUAGAUGCUGCAGUUAGACUUCAGCAUGCCACUGAUGGCCGGACUCUUUGCAGAUCUGAUCCAGACACAUGGUGAUGCAAUACUGGUGCAGCCGCAUCAGUGCAUGGAGACAGUUCAGACUGCACCAGACCAAGGGUCUUCAUGCUGAUCUGUAUGAUUCAAGUGCUGGACAUUGGUGCAUCCCCAAGAUCUAUAGACUUGAGUCGAAAAUUCAUCUCCUGGUGCGCGAAACACUGUUAACACUUUCACUGCUAACAAUGAGUGCUCCCAAUGUUACCAUGUGCAAGAGGGUUAAAUAUUCGCAUAUGGUGCACUAUAUGUUUUCAGUAUAAAACUCAAUUGUAGAAUUGUAAUUUCACAACAACCUAAGAUUUAUUAUUUGGACAAACUAACUUCACAGUCCAUAUCUACGAGCUUUUGAUAUUUGGCAGACAUCUGGAUACUUUCUGCAAAUCACACGAGAGAUGAUACAAGAGUUACCAUGUGGAUGAAAUCCAUGGGAUGUGUGAGAGUCCUGAUUUAGGGCUGUUGAUGAUAAACAUGGCAGUAUGUUGUACAGUGUUCCGUCAUUGAUUCCCACAAACCAGGAGGAACAUUGUUGCAAUCUGUAUAUCUUUUCAUCUCCAUGGUUACAAGGACUAAGCACAUGUAAGGCUUGCAGAUGUCCUACAAUGCUAUUGAAUAAAUAUUCAUAACAUUUAUUAUACACCAUAAAUUAGUAUGUAUAUAAGGUAGACUUGAAGACUGUUUGUAGAACCAAAUAUUUUACUCAGAAACAGAAAAUGAUCACCAUACCCUCUUGGUGCAGGACACAGAUAUUUCGCGGUAGUUUUGAACUUUUGUUUCAAAAGGUAGUUUGUCAAUGUCACAGACAUUUUGUAAAUAUUGAAGUAAUGAUUCAGAGAGUGUGACUUUGACAAGGAGACAGUGAAGAUCAUGGGUUUUUUUAUGUUCACCUUACUGACCUUCAGCAGACAUAUUGUGAGCUUAUUCUCACAGCUGAUAAUUACAGGGUUUAAGAGCAGUUUUAUGUGGAUAAAUGGUUUGUUGGUGGUACAUAUUUGAACAGACGUGAACAAAUCAACAUAUUGUGAUGAUUCAAUGUGGAAUAAUACUUUAGUUUCUUCACUUGUUAAAGUGUUGAGACGCACUGCGUACUAACUCUCCCACACAACUCCCUCCCACGUGCCACUCUUCUGCGAAUCUUUUGACAAAAUCUGUCACACUUUUUUUUAUUUUUCAAGAAACUUUCAAAGCCACUAGCACUGUGGAAUCACUGAGUAGAAUAUUGAUCAGUUCAAAGUUUUAUGAAGGAAAAAUUUGAUUAAACAUUAAUUGACAUUCUCAUAAAGAUUGUUUUGGUGUUCGAGUCCUAUGCUUCUUGAUGAAUCAAGUUGAAUGCAUUGACUCCAAAUCAGUUUUGUGCAAUGGAGAUAUCGCUCAUUUUCAGAGAAUAAAUUUGAUGAUUAGAGCUAAUACUCAUUAUUUAUUAACUGUCGAUCCCAAAAGGUUUAUUAUUUUCCAACAUGGAAAACUAGCAGAUAUGUUAACCUCAGACCCCAACUUCUUAUUUUAUCAAGAUCAAAUUUUUGAAAUUAUCACACCCGACCAAAUUAAAGUUUACUUGACCAAGGCGUAAGAUGUUGCAAAUGGCCGCCUGCAGAGGAGACAAUAUUCAUACAUGAAACAUUUAGCUGUGACAUAAAUUAGUUUGAAGAAAUACAAAAAAAUAUAUCAUUUAUUGACAUUUGGCAGAGCCCCAUAAGGAGAGUGGUGUUAGAGAGUUUGUGUCUUUACCCUUAUGUUAUGUGACUGUGCACAGAUACAUGCAGUCAACACAACUUGCCCUUCAGGCAUAAAAUUACAAACAGAGCUCGUAUAUAUUGUGUAUGGUGCAAGUUGAAAACAGACCCAAAGAAAAUAGAUCUUGGAGAGGACAUAUUUUGUUCUAACUGUUAGGUUAUUUGGAUUAAUGAAUGUCAGUUAUUUCAAGUUUUAGAUAUCAUUUUGAAAAUCAUUUCUUCAGAAUAGACACAAUGGAAUAAGAGAAUGGUUAAAUGUAACAUUAGAAAAAGUGUCCCAAUAUAACACGUUACAUUUCUUCAGAAGUUGUUUGCUGAAGAUGUUUAUCACCAGCCCUGUGUCUUCUGAAUAUUAAAUAUGCAUUUUUUUUAAAUAUCAUCUUUAAGAUUUCAUUUUCAAAUUCCUCCUUGUGUAAUAUCUGUUGGUUGUAGAAUUUGCACCAUCCCUUCCUUUAGAAACCAUUUGGGAGAUUGUGCAAUUAUUUCUGAGAGUGGACGUUAAUGAUGCUGUUUGUAAUUUUACGUUCUGUCGUACCUGUACAGAUGUUAUAUAUUGAUCUAGUAUCUGAAGUGUGAUUCCUUCACAAUAUUUAUGUUUCAGGGUUUUCUAAAGAGCUUGCUUUGUACAGAACUUUGCACUGGCUUUGAAACUUUCUUUCAACGAAAUUUGAUUUUCAGAGGGAGGAUGUUGUUUUAGUGCUUCUGUUGAGGUGUUUCUAACAGCUUCAUCCUCUUGAUGUUGUAUGACCGUACUUGAAGAUUUCAAAACUUACCUGUAGUGUCAGAGCCUAGCACAGGUGGACAUUGCUUCUGCGAUUGCAAUACUUUGUCUUCAUUAAUACACACCAGUUCGUUGCAAUCCCAAUAUUACUGUAAAUCUUUAAGUUAAUGCGAAA